Cloeon dipterum is the source of this 2313-nucleotide messenger RNA. Its product is annotated as endothelin-converting enzyme homolog. Gene Ontology annotation, cellular component: plasma membrane. Gene Ontology annotation, molecular function: metalloendopeptidase activity. The transcript has 18 exons. Bases 1 to 2313 code for a protein of 770 amino acids. The record is from RefSeq and is a predicted model, not a curated record. NCBI's taxonomy places the organism in Eukaryota, Metazoa, Arthropoda, Insecta, Ephemeroptera, Baetidae. Gene Ontology annotation, biological process: protein processing.
AUGAAAGACCAAUUCGACAAACUCAACUUUGAAGACGAUGUUACGAUGAGCGGUAAUAAAACCUUCAAGGAAAACAUCGCCGACCACGGAGGCCUGCGCGAGGCUCUAUUUGCCUACGACCUUUUGAAACAUCGCCAGACGAACAACAGCCUCCCAGACCCUGAACCUCACCUGCCAGGUCUCACUAACUACUCGCACAAGCAACUAUUCUUCCUGGGCUUUGCCAAUAGAAGCUUUGAGAGUCGGCUCGGCAAAAUGCAGAACGUGUUCAGUGUUGAAUCAAAAAAUGGGAAGAAAAUGCGCCAAUCGGGCAUCAGCCGGCUUAUCAUUUUGCUUGUGGUCUUGGUCCUGAUGUUUGCGGUGAUUUCUGCAAUCUUGAUCAUCGAAUUGAACAAACAAGUUCCUGGAAAAAUCGAGGAAAAGGUCCAAACCAAUGUUUGCACGUCGGACGAAUGCAUCUAUUCAGCCAGCAGCAUUAUUUCAUCCAUGGAUUCAAGUGUCGAUCCCUGUGACGAUUUUUACAUGUUUGCUUGCGGCGGAUACAUCGAGACUCACCCAAAUUCGGGAAAAGAAUCAUCAAACGACGGUGGGGGUAACAAGCUGGAAGAAAUUGUUCACUAUCGAAUCAAAAAAAUCUUUAACGAAGGAAUUUCACCUUCAAUGCCUGAAACCGUGAAACAGACGAUUGACUACUACGACAAAUGCAUUGACGAAGACACGCACAAUAAGAUUGGGCUGGAGCUAGUGUUCAGGAAGCUCGAAUCGAUGGGGUUGCCAAGAAUACAUCCAAUGCAAAAACUGGAGUUCAACCACAAAAUCGAUAUUAUUACUCCGUGGCCCAAGGUCUUGAUUCGAGGAGACAAAAUAACUGGCAAAACUCCGUUCUUUUCCAUUGAAAUUGAACUGAAGAACGGAAAAAGAUAUUUGGCGUGCAAAAAUCAAGAGCAAGUAUUUGAUAGGUGGAUAUUUGAGACUUUCUUCAAAACGCUCAACAGUCACUUUAAGAAGGAUGUAAUUAAAGUCAAUGUAGCACAUCAUGAACUUAUCGACUUUCAAGAUAAGCUGUCGAAAUUUCAAUUCAAUGAUCAAGGUCAAACUUGGAUGAGUGUGGCUGAACUGCAGAAGUUGACGGAUGAAAAUGUUACACUGUUUGACUGGAACGAGUUCCUGACGAGCUACUUGGAAGACUCCAUUUUUAUGUUCAACCUGGAGAAGGACAAAAUCCUUGUAAAAAAUAACGUAAAACAUCUGUUUGAUUUGCUGAAGAACACGUCCGCUCUGGUGUUAGAUUUCCACAACUGGUUCUUCUAUUUCUUCUCGAUGGCUCCUUACUCAACGACUCGCUUUCGAGAUAGAUACGAUAAGGUGGACCUUUUCCCCGACAUCUCCGGUCCUAAUCCAAAAGACACGAAGGAGAGGUGCAUCGGGAAGGCCCGCGACCUUUUCCCGGACGCAAUCACAUAUGCAUACCUGAGUAAAUACUUUGACGUGGAAAGAAAGCAAAAGACGGAGGCGAUGGUAAAUGACAUUCACCAGGCAUUCAUCCAGCUGAUCAAAGGUCUAGACUGGAUGGACGAACCAACUAAAACAAUCGCCCUGGAAAAACUUGAUGCUGUCCAGGCGAAUGUUGGAUAUCCGAAUUGGUUGUUCGUUCCAGGAGCUCUUGACGAGCGAAACAUCUUUAUUAAGGAUGUCAAAGGAGACUGGCUUACCAUGAAUUUGGAAAAAGACAUUGUGCUUACCAAAAAAUUCGCUAUAAAGAAAUACUUCUCACACUGGACAGGCUUAUCCAGUACUGUAGUGGAUGUUCAAUAUGGGGAAGACGUCGUGAUUUGUCGAAUUAUCGAAACAAACGGAAAUAAAAAUUGGUGGUCAAAAGAAACCGAGAAAAAAUUCACUGAGCGCGUCCAUUGCAUGAUCAACCAACUAAUCAAAUUAAUCUACCCUGAUCUAAAACCCAGCGUUAAGCUGAACGGCACUUUGCCCGUCAGUGAAAACUACGCCGACCACGGAGGCCUGCGUGAAGCUCUAAUCGUCUACGACCUGUUGAAAUAUCGCCAGACGCACAACGGCACUCACGUCCUCCCUGACCCUGAGCCUUACCUGCCAGGUCUCACUGGCUACUCGCACAAGCAACUUUUCUUCCUGCGCUAUGCCAAUAUGUGGUGUAAAAAUGAAGCUCCAAGCGAAAGGUUCAACCCUGCUCGUCAUAGGGUCCUAGGCACCCUGAUAAACAGCAAGCACUUUGCUGAAGCGUGGAAAUGCCCUGCUGGAUCGAAAAUGAAUCCGGUUGACAAGUGCAUCCUCUGGUAG